This is a messenger RNA of Rhizophagus irregularis DAOM 181602=DAOM 197198, 1390 nucleotides long. The record is from RefSeq and is a predicted model, not a curated record. NCBI's taxonomy places the organism in Eukaryota, Fungi, Glomeromycota, Glomeromycetes, Glomerales, Glomeraceae.
GAAAUUGGUUUAUUAUUAUUACUAUUACUAUUAUUACUAUUACUAUUAUUAUUAUUAUUAUUAUUUUUUAAAAAAACAAGACACGAAAAAAAAAAAGCUUUUUGAAUAAUUAAAAUUUAAAAAAAAAACCCCCAAAAAAAACUUAUAAUUAAAUGGAGACCUUUUUAUGGUUGUUUCUUCUUUCAAUGACAAUGUUUAUUGGUUCUUUCCUUGCGGGGAGUAUUCCAUUAGCAUUUCACCUUUCUGAAGACAGAUUGCGAACAAUAUCAGCAUUUGGAGUUGGUCUAUUAGUUGGAACAUCUUUAAUUGUAAUUAUACCCGAAGGAAUUGAAACUUUAUAUAGUGUUGAAUCAUCAAAAGUGAUCAAUUCUAAUUCUUUAUUAACAAUUAAUAAUAAUAAUUUUGAUAAACGUAAUAUUUGGAAUAAUAAUAUAAAAUUAAGAAAUGAAUAUUCUUAUAAUAAUAAUAUUAAAAAUUUUUUUCAAAAAAGGUCCAUCAAAGUUGAAGAAGUUUUAAAAGAUAAACGUCAAGAAAUUGAACCUCCUAUCGAUUCUCCGAAAACUGAUAAUCCUUCAGAUAAUCCUUCAGAUAAUGAUUCAGAUCAUGAUCAUGAUCAUGAUCGUGCGAAUCAUCAUUAUAUUGGUUUCGCUUUAAUAUCUGGUUUCGCUAUGAUGUUUGUAAUUGAUCAAAUUGAUUCAUCCCAUGGUCAUAAUCAUACACGUGGUAACGUUGUAAGUUUAACAGAACUUCGUUCUUUGGCCAAUUCCGGUGAUCGUGAUGAUGAAGAUCAUGAAAUGUUAGGUGGUUCCUCUUCAAUACAUAAGAAACCUGCAUCCGCUACGAUUGGACUUGUAAUACAUGCUGCAGCUGAUGGAAUCGCUUUGGGUGCUUCCGCUAGUCAACCUGCUCUUGAAUUAAUAGUUUUUUUAGCUAUUAUGUUACAUAAAGCUCCUGCCGCCUUUGGUCUUUCAACAAUUUUAUUACGUGAAGCAUAUACUCGUCGUCAAAUUCGUAAACAUUUGCUCACCUUCUCUUUAGCCGCUCCUUUAUCUGCAAUAUUCACUUAUUCUUUAUUACAAAGAAGUGGUGAAAUAGAUCCAAUUGGAAUGAAAUGGUGGACUGCUGUAUUAUUACUUUUUUCUGGGGGAACCUUCUUAUAUGUCGCUAUGCAUGUAAUGCAAGAUGUUACAAGUGGCAAUGGUAAAGAUAAUGGUUUUAAUGGUCAUAAUAUUAUUAAGAUGAAGAAAUCACAUGUUGCAUUCAUGCUUUUGGGAAUGUUUAUGCCAUUACUUUUACAAUUUGAACAUGGACAUGGUCAUUGAAAUUAUCUAUUUUUUUUUUUAAUAUAUUUUUUUUUUUAAAAAAAAAACAAUUUUUUUUUUUUUAAAAA